Molecule: messenger RNA, 1961 nt
Organism: Artibeus jamaicensis (Jamaican fruit-eating bat)
Lineage: Eukaryota; Metazoa; Chordata; Mammalia; Chiroptera; Phyllostomidae
Gene: TPST2
Product: tyrosylprotein sulfotransferase 2
Exons: 6
Coding region: 186-1478 (430 amino acids)
Biological process (GO): peptidyl-tyrosine sulfation
Cellular component (GO): Golgi apparatus
Molecular function (GO): protein-tyrosine sulfotransferase activity
Source: RefSeq, a predicted model, not a curated record
UUCGCUGAGCCUGUUGGCGUGGGAGAUGGUGGUAUGCCACUUCCCUGCGAAGAGGUGGAGGCUCAAGGGAGAUCCGGAGCCUGAGCAGGCCACACUGUGCUUCUGAGGUCCCGGAUCCCACCCUCCCACCGCCCACUGGCCCCUGGCCACGCCUCACCCCACCCCACCCCUCUGGCCCCAGGGCCAUGGGGGAGGGAGAGAAAGAGGAAGCCUGGGUUAGGCUGGAUACCAUUUUGGGUUUGGUUUUGUUUGGGGUGCUCAGCAAGGCUCAUCACUUGGGAUGUGAGCCCGGUGGGCCUCCCGCUGACCUGUUGCUAAAGCAGGCCCCCCACCCCAGGCCCAGCAUGCGCCUGUCGGUGCGGAGGGUACUGCUGGUAGCCGGCUGUGCCCUGGCCCUGGUCCUGGUGGUCCAGCUGGGGCAGCAGAUGCUGGAGUGCCGGGCGGUGCUGGCAGGCCUGCAGAGCCCCCGGCGCACCAUGCGGCCGGAGCAGGAGGACCUGGUGAUGAUGGGCCUGGACCACGAGGAGUACCGCUACGGCAAGGCCAUGCCGCUCAUCUUCGUGGGCGGCGUGCCCCGCAGCGGCACCACGCUGAUGCGCGCCAUGCUGGACGCCCACCCCGAGGUGCGCUGCGGCGAGGAGACCCGCAUCAUCCCCCGCGUGCUGGCCAUGCGCCAGGCCUGGUCCAAGUCCAGCAAGGAGAAGCAGCGGCUGGAUGAGGCGGGCGUGACGGACGAGGUGCUGGACGCCGCCAUGCAGGCCUUCAUCCUGGAGGUGAUUGCCAAGCACGGCGAGCCGGCCCGAGUCCUCUGCAACAAGGACCCCUUCACACUCAAGUCCUCCGUCUACCUGUCGCGCCUGUUCCCCAAUUCCAAGUUCCUGCUGAUGGUGCGGGACGGCCGGGCCUCGGUGCACUCCAUGAUCACUCGGAAGGUCACCAUUGCGGGCUUCGACCUCAGCAGCUACCGCGACUGCCUCACCAAGUGGAACAAGGCCAUCGAGGUGAUGUAUGCCCAGUGCAUGGAGGUGGGCAGGGACAAGUGCCUGCCGGUCUACUACGAGCAGCUGGUGCUGCACCCGCGGCGCUCCCUCAAGCUCAUCCUCGACUUCCUUGGCAUCGCCUGGAGCGAUGCCGUCCUGCACCAUGAGGACCUCAUUGGCAAGCCUGGUGGCGUCUCCUUGUCCAGGAUCGAGCGAUCCACGGACCAGGUCAUCAAGCCUGUGAACCUGGAAGCGCUCUCCAAGUGGACUGGUCACAUCCCUGGGGAUGUGGUGAGGGACAUGGCCCAGAUUGCCCCCAUGCUGGCUCGGCUGGGAUAUGACCCCUAUGCGAACCCUCCCAACUACGGCAACCCGGACCCCAUCGUGGUCAACAACACGCACCGGGUCUUGAAAGGAGACUACAAAACACCAGCCAGUCUGAAAGGCUAUUUCCAGGUGAACCAGAACAGCACCUCCUCCCCCUUGGGAAGCUCAUGAUUUCCAGAUCUCUGCAAGCGGCUCUGUUGCCAGGAAGGGCAGAGACUUUGCGCCGGAGUGGAAAUCGGCCCUCGAAUCCAAGCAUAUUGCUUGCUGUCACGGGACUGCCCACAAGGAAUGUAUCUGUUUCUGUUUGAAAGCCUGACCCAUUGAGAACUCUUCCCGAAGCGCUCUAUCUUCGGAUCCUCUGGGAUAGAAAACAAAGAGUGUGGAAGUAGUCAGGCCUUUGAAACUUAAGUAUUUUAUAUUUUUCCCCUCGAGAACUUUUUUUUAAAGAAAGGAAUUUGCCACCCUCCCUUCGCUGGACCACUGGUGGCUUUGUUUGCUGGGACAAGGCCCACAACCUGUGCCUCUCCUGUUGACUCUUAUUUUUGAAUUGAAUUCAAAGAAUCUAUUUAAGAAUUUAAUAUAUGAGGCUUUCUCUGAUUCCUCCUCAGUUCUCAAUUUCACAAAGAACAAAAAUAUAUUAUUGACUAAAGUGGA